AAAAAAGAAAGCCAAAUCGACGCUGUCGUUUUACACAAUAUAACAAUCCAAAAUGAGAGAAAUCGUCCAUCUUCAAGCCGGCCAGUGCGGAAACCAGAUCGGAGCUAAAUUUUGGGAAGUCAUCUCAGAUGAGCACGGUAUCGACCCAACAGGAACUUAUCAUGGCGACUCCGAUCUCCAGUUAGAGAGAAUCAAUGUAUACUACAAUGAAGCCACAGGAGGCAAAUAUGUACCACGUGCAGUCCUCGUCGAUCUUGAGCCAGGAACUAUGGAUUCCGUCCGCUCUGGUCCUUUCGGACAGAUCUUCAGACCUGACAACUUUGUCUUUGGACAGAGUGGAGCUGGUAACAACUGGGCCAAGGGUCACUACACAGAGGGCGCUGAGUUGGUGGACUCCGUUCUUGAUGUUGUCCGCAAGGAGGCUGAGAGCUGUGAUUGUCUCCAGGGAUUCCAGCUGACUCACUCACUAGGUGGCGGCACUGGAUCCGGAAUGGGAACACUCCUCAUCUCAAAGAUCCGUGAGGAAUACCCAGACAGAAUCAUGAACACAUUCUCAGUUGUACCAUCACCUAAGGUAUCCGACACCGUAGUCGAGCCAUACAAUGCUACACUUUCCGUACAUCAGCUGGUUGAGAACACAGAUGAGACCUACUGUAUUGACAAUGAAGCACUUUAUGAUAUCUGCUUCCGUACUCUCAAACUCACCACCCCCACAUACGGAGACUUGAACCAUCUCGUCUCUGCCACCAUGUCUGGUGUCACCACUUGUCUACGAUUCCCUGGUCAGUUGAAUGCCGAUCUCCGUAAAUUGGCUGUCAACAUGGUACCAUUCCCCCGUCUGCAUUUCUUCAUGCCUGGGUUCGCCCCACUCACAUCUCGUGGCAGUCAGCAAUACCGUGCCCUCACUGUCCCAGAGUUGACCCAACAGAUGUUCGAUGCCAAGAACAUGAUGGCUGCCUGUGACCCACGUCACGGACGUUACCUUACCGUUGCUGCCAUGUUCCGUGGACGUAUGUCCAUGAAGGAGGUUGAUGAGCAGAUGUUGAACGUGCAGAACAAGAACAGCAGCUACUUCGUUGAAUGGAUCCCCAACAACGUGAAGACAGCUGUCUGUGACAUUCCCCCACGUGGUCUCAAGAUGUCCGCCACAUUCAUUGGCAACAGCACCGCCAUCCAGGAGCUCUUCAAGCGUAUCUCCGAGCAGUUCACUGCUAUGUUCAGGCGUAAGGCUUUCCUCCAUUGGUACACUGGUGAGGGUAUGGACGAGAUGGAGUUCACUGAGGCUGAGUCCAACAUGAACGACUUGGUGUCUGAAUACCAACAGUACCAGGAUGCCACCGCUGAGGAGGAAGGUGAAUUUGAUGAGGAAGAAGAGGAGGGUGAGGAAGCCUAA
Owenia fusiformis is the source of this 1393-nucleotide messenger RNA. NCBI's taxonomy places the organism in Eukaryota, Metazoa, Annelida, Polychaeta, Sabellida, Oweniidae. The record is from the annotation of a GenBank genome assembly.